Messenger RNA from Anopheles coluzzii, 7517 nucleotides. RefSeq lists its product as uncharacterized. Lineage: Eukaryota; Metazoa; Arthropoda; Insecta; Diptera; Culicidae. Bases 1048 to 4695 code for a protein of 1215 amino acids. The record is from RefSeq and is a predicted model, not a curated record. The transcript has 12 exons.
GUUCGGUAAGCGUUCGGGAAGACGCGCGCGUGCGACAUAUACCGGUUGUAGCAGCAGCAGUAAGCAAGGAAAGGAAAGGAUCCGUUCGCGUUCGCAGAGCCGUCCAGAAUGAAACACCUCGGGCACGUUGACGGUUGUGUGCUGCAGCAGUAGUAGCAGGUCGUUCUGGGUUGAUUCGUGCGUGUGAAUGGUGAAACAAAACCCCGCUUGUGUGUUUGAUCCUUGUUUGUGAUUCCUGUGUCGAGAUAGUCUAGUCUCCUUACCACCUGCUGGUGUUGGAGGAAGGUCGUCCCGUGGUGGAAAGCGACAAUUUGUGUGCGCGUGCCAAGCAUUUGCCAUCUGACGGUGGCCGAAGGUUACAGCAGCAUCAUCCUCGAGGAAGUUACGUUGCUUGCCUGAUUGUUCUGCCGAGAGGCUCCAGUGACGAGUGUGCGGUGGUUUUCUUUGAAUUUGCCCGUUGCCCUUGCCAACCCGUAAGAAGUAGCAAGGGAAUCGUUGAAAGUUUGGAGGGCUUUUUCCUUUUUCUUCUUUUUUUCCUCCCUGCCGGAGUUGUGUGCGAUUGUGAUGAUGGUGUUGAGAUUUAGUGGCAGGGAGUCGAUAGACGUGCCUGAAGGACAGGAACAUUUCUGCGCCGUUGUGGGGUAAGGUGAAAUCCGUUCCGGGCAGGUGUUCUAAGAGUGAGACGUACAAAUUCAUCCUGGAUGACGGUGUUUCUGAGUGAUGAGUGUGGAUGUCCGAGUGAUGCUCAGUGUGCAAUGUCUCAUAGUCUAUUGGAUCAUGGCAACCGUAGGCCACAGUGCCAGCAGCAGCGUAGUGUUGUUUUUCGUGUGCUAAUGAAGUGCGCAUAGUGAAAUAUCGCAAAAAUAGUGUAAAAGUUAACGUUAAGGAAUCUGACAGACCGCAGCGAUGCGUGCCGUGCUGUCUCUAUUUAUUUAAUUUAUUGCAACUAUUUAUGCAAACGUACAAGCUAUCCAAGUGUAGUCGUGAUAUCUCUUCGACAUAACUCUCCGAAGUGAAGCGAAGUACCUAGCAUAACCCCCGGAGGCAAUGAUGGCUACCAGACAACGUACCGAUCCGGCCGGAAGUACUCGAGCUCGAGGAGCGGCCCGUUGGCAUUCGAGGGCAAGAAUUCGGUCACUGGUGCCGCUGCUACCACUUGUGCUGGGAUGCUGUUGCAUCACCUUAGCUCACGGUGCCAUGGAAGAGAUGAUGAUAGCCCCCAUAGAAGUAAUCGAGGAAUGGGGCUGCUAUGACACCGAAAUACGGCUGACGUGUGGGAAUCUCGAGUCGAAAAUAGCGAUCCUGGAGGCACGGUUCACUCCCCGGUGCAUGGAGCAGCGUACCGAGAACUGCGUCUACAUGGACGAACACAGCGUUGCCCAUCCGUUCGCCUCGCAAAAGGUGGACAAGCUGAUCCUGGAGGAAACGGAAGCCGGAAGGCGCUUCCUCGCCACACUGCGGCGCAACCACGAGCGGGAGCAGGAGCAGGAAGCGCCCGAGGACGGCGAACCCGGUACGCGCGAGCUGACAGCGGGCGGUACGAACCGGCGCGAAGGGGCCACGCUGGUCGCCUCCCGCUCGCUGGCCAAAGACAAGCGCAGCUCGCUGCGGGCUACGCUCGAGCACCUGAUAGUGCGCUAUCUGCGCCGGCUCACCAGCGACGACGACGCGGACGGGGACGAUGGGGGCGAAGAGCGGGGCGGGUACGAGGUAGCUGCUCGCUACCGAAGACAAUCGCUUCCGGCGACCGACUCCGGCAGCGUGGGAAACACCCACCGCGUGCCGGACGCGGCCAGCAGCACUUCCAGCCCACCGGCGGUCGGAUUCUUCAACUCGAUGGAAAUUACACUGCUCACCAACGAUACGGACACGAACCUGACCGACGGGUGGGACUCGGCCGAGCGGUGGGAGGCGGAUCGCAAGGCAAGCCAGCCGCUGGACGGUGGCAGUGCGCCACAGCUGACAGCUGGGGCCGGAGCCACCGCAGAAGGAUAUGGAUUUUCCGGUCCGUCGGUGUCCGAGCUAGUGGGGGCGCGUGUUGCAGGGGAUGGGAUAGUGGCGGGCGGUGCAAGUGUUAGUGAGGCGCACGGUACGACCGGUGGCAGUGGUGAUGAUGCUGCCAGAGCUAAUGGGGAGAGUGAGUUUCGCGAUAAUGGCGAUGAGGUGGAAUAUAAUCUCCCGAUCGGUGGUAGUGCGCCGGUCGGUGGGGUGAUGGGUGAGCUGAGGCAGCAGAGAAAAAGGCAGGAAAAACCGAAGGGCCGCCGGGGCGGUGAGUGUGACAGCGUGCGGAAGCGGGUAUCGCAGCUGGAUCGGUUCGAGCUGGAGCGGUCGAUGCGCAAUGGCUCCUUCCGGGAGUACAACAUCCGGAAUGCACUCAACUACCGAUGUUCCGGGAAGAACCACUGCAGCUUCAUCUUCUCGCAGGAUCACCCGUUUGCCGUCGUCUGGAAGGAGGGCACGGUGCGCAUCAAGUACAUCUGCAUGGACGACUUUCGCAUCAGCAAGUACUGCGGCGAGCAUCUGAUCGUCGGCAACGAGGUCCACUGGGAGCCGCUGGACGGCGACACGGACGAGGACUCUGGAGGCGACGGAGGCACCAUUGCCGAAACGUCGUACCACCCGGAGACGGCCUUCGGAAGUUCGGAACCACCAGCGGCCGGGGAUGGUGGUGGUGGUGGUAUCGCUAAUGGAGCCGCUAAUGAUGCGCCCGGCCCAGGCUCAGCAGAGCCGUCCUCCGAACAGAACGAGGGCGGUGAAGAUUUGCGAGACGACGAUGAAUCUUUGGCGGUGCUCAGUGACGGACGCGCUGGGUCCCCGUACCGUCGAUUGGUCAGAGCCGGUGCCGCGGCAGGAGAACCGCGUGCCGAAGCGCUCCAGGCGGCCACGAUACAUUCGUUUCACAAUUUGAAAAUUCUUAAACCCGUGGACGACGAGGAGGCGGAGGAGGACCAGCAAGGUGGUGUGUACGAGCAGCGACAGCAACAGCAUCAAAAGCACCACGACCAGCAGCAGCAGCAGCAGCAUCGGUACAACGACACUGAAAUGGAUCGCAAUCAGCAGGAGACCGAUGGGGCGACGGCAACCCGCAACCGGAACCGCCAGCGGCAGAAAGUUUUCUCCCAGGACUUUCGAGUGCUGAAAAUUCUACCCUCCAAUCUGGACGUGGUGGAGGACAUCAAGCAGAUUGGCAACGAGUACUACUUCAAGAAGGACGUCGAGGUCGUGGUGGACGAUAGCGAGAACGAAAUCGUCGAUAGCGAAGGCGGCAGAAGAAAGGCCGAGCCGAACCAGCCGACAGUGAACUCUGCCGCCACCGCAACGACCGAAAUGACGGAAACGCUAGACAUCGUGGUGCUGCCCGCCCCGACGAAGGACAUCGAAAUUUAUGACAACGAGCUGCUGGAGCCCGGCAACGAGGGCUUGCCGAGCGCACGGCCGGAAGAUGAUAUCAGCGUAAUUGGUUUGAUAACGCCAACGCGACCAGCGGUCACUACUUCAUCCAUGACAGCUGCAUCCGGCGGCGGCAGCAGCACCACACCGUCACCAGCGACCGUACCGGUAAGCGUCGAAACUACGCUCGGACAUUGGGACGUCGAUCGGUUGGAUUUGCCGGAAUCGGCGGAAGAAAACCGGACCAACUUGGCUGCUGGAGUGGACGAAAGCACUCCACCAGCAUCGCCACCGUUCAGCUUCAACAAUCGCACGUUCCAGACGAUACAGGAAACGGUGCGGCAAGAGUUUGAUGAGAGUCAGGGCCCGUUCCCGCCGCUCGGUGGUAACUAUGACGAAGAGGAGGAGGAAGAGGAGGAGGAGGACGAUUUCGAUGACGACGAUGAGGCUGAUGAGGGGCGAUAUCGGGGAAGGGGCGGUACCAGGACGUAUGAUGCGGAUGGACGACGGCGGCUCGACAAGUCACACAAAAAGUACAUGAGCGUGCAGCGGACAUUGCUGAAGCAUCCACUGCGCCAGGGCUUCCUGAUGACGCCGAGCUAUCCGAAGUACUACAUCGGGGACAGUACCUGCCGGUGGACGCUCUACGCUGGAGUGCAUCAAAGGAUUAAGCUGACCGUGCUGGACCUAGCAUUACGCUUCGACGAAGAGUGUCGAGAUUAUCUGCAAGUAGUCGAUCUCAACACGAACCAGACGCUCUUUCACAGCUGCACCGAGAGCAGCCGUCCGAUCGAGAUCGUCAGCAUACAGGAACGCCUAGAGGUUUCUGUACGGACGACAACCAAAGUGAUCUAUCCCAAGCGAGGUGUCCUGAUACAUUACACAGCGCUGGGCUGCGAACUACCAUCACCCACGCCCGGGCAUAUGCGGCUGGUGCGAAGAACCGAGCAUCGCGUCAAGUACGUCUGUGAUCCGUUGCACGUCUUUCCCGACAGUGGCGAAACCGUCCGCGAGCUGAUCUGCACAGCGAAGCACACCUGGCACCGACCCCUUCCGGCCUGCAUAGAAAAAAGAGCUACCGAAGGCAGCGGUCUAGUGUCACAUUACGAGCAGAAGCGCAGAUACGGCGAUAGUGACAACAUGUCGGAUAAGCAGGCGGACACUGUUUACGAUAUUCUCAUUCCCUCGCUCAUCAUCGCGGGCCUAUUUGUUGUUAAUGGCAUCGUGUUUGCGGUCAUCAUGCGGUACCGCAACAAGAGAAAACAGCGCCUUGAUCUAGAGAGUAAGGAACUGGCCGAACUGUAAGAGUGUGUGUGUGAGUGUGUGAGUGUGUAUCGUGCUCCAAACAUCCCAAAGACCCUUCCACACCACACCCAGCAUCAUCUCUUCGCCAACAAACCGGGGGAGGGGGGGACUAUUAUGGCCAAAACGGAAGCAUGCAUGGCCUGAUGAUACACUACACCUACACUUGGUUGGUGCGUUGUUUUGCAUGAGAAGUGCUUGUUGAAGCGAGUGGGAAUGCCACGGCCUACUACCACAGGCAUGCACCGGCUGAGCCGCACACAUUGCUCAUCAUGUUUCCGCCGCUUUCCACAAUCAUUCGCCAAGAUCGCGAGCUCGCGCGCGCCAUACAUAUAUCAUCGCCCCUUCUUUUGCUCGGUUAGAACAUUUGUUUUCUCUGUGACACGUCAUUAUGUUAUGUUUCAGUUUUAAGCGUGUUAUAAAAGUGCGUGUUUCGAAUUAAGAGGAAAUUGUAAAUUCGUUUAUUUAACUUUUUUCGGGAUGUGGUGGUCAACCAGCUGAGUGACACCGAAACCACCAUCUUCCACACCGGUACAGCGCCUCCAAAGCUAGAUGGUGAAACACUAGGAAUGGUGUGUAGAGUACGCGCUGAACGACGACACCCGAAGAGAAAAGCCCGUUAGGAUUCAAACAUUCAAAAAUAGGAUAACAUCCGGAAGUGAUGUUUUUAGACUAAAUUUGUGUGUGUGCUAGCGGAGUACAGUGCACAUCUGGGACGUCAUUCAUUCACAUUCAUUCAUUGAUUCGCUCAUCAACACGAGAGACUAAGAAGAUGAUUGUUUCUUUUUUGGUGGAAAAUAACGAACAAAUAGAAGCAGAUUGCUAAUAGCGCCAUUACCUUGAUAUAUGUGGGGCAGCCACGUUUAACAAUUGUGCACCGAAAACAAAACGAAAGUGAAUAAAUCUUUUACUGCACGCUUUUACAAGCUUUUUUCCGAGACCGUUUAUACUAAAGUAUUUAGUGUGGAUGGAACGCUUGGCUGAUGAUGGAGGCCGAGUAGAAGGGCGGCAGGGGUUUACACAUUGGGGAACGGCUUAGGUUGUGGCAGUAAGAGAAGCGUAGAGAGAGAGAGAGAGAGAGAGAGAGAGAGAGAGAGAGAGAGAGAGAGAGAGGUCGCACAAGCUGCACUGUUGUACAGUUGUAGUUGAAAGUGGAUUGAUGAGAGCGAAACAGAAUUAUUGAUUGUGCACAGCAGCCAACGAACAAAACAAAGUGGAAUGGAUGGUGGACAUUGAACAAAAAAAAGAAAAAAAAGAUACUCCGAUGCAAGACUGUAAAGUAGCUGAGACGAGAGAGGGAGAGAACAUUUAGGAUUUGCUGUAGAGUAGCAGGUGCAAAAAGGAAUUAUAAACAGUAGAUGUCGCUUUUUUGCAGACAUGGCACAGGAUUCAUUAGGGCUUAAACUUGGUCACUUGUGAAGCAAAACAAAACAAAAAAUGGCAAGAUUAUAGUUCAAGCAGGUUGAUGUGUGGUUCCGGAGAAGAAGAAAAUCACCAAAACUCAAUUAACCGUAAGCUACGUUUCAUCCAGAAGCCACCAAAAGCCAUCCCCGUUAGUAGAUUGUACAUUUAAAGUACACACACACACAACUUGAAAACCACCGCUACCAUAAAUGGCACCCGGCGGCGGGCGCAGAUUGCAAAAGCAAAAAAAAAAGGAUGCACCACACCUUGAGACAUGCGGCAACAAACAAUUGCUAUGCCAAAGAUUAGAAUUAACAAAACACGCCCCACACACACAAACAAACACACAGAUAGAGCGGAGAAGAAGAGGGGAAAAUAGCAGCUUAAUGUGAAGAACACAUGACAAAAGAUUGAUGUUUGCUCCCCACAAAGCAGAGCCAUAUUAUUUUGAGCUUCUUCUCGCCAACCGAACCUGCAAUAGAGUAUGUAAAAAAAAACAACGGUGGACCAAACUCCUGCCCAUGCCCCGCCACUAAAGGAAACCCCCACAAUAGCAGGUCUUUUACUUUAGCUUCCUUUUGCCGCUUCUGUUCCUGCUCUGAUGAAGACAUGGUUCGCACUGAUUCGUUGGCCAAACAAAAGAAAAACAGAAAUACAGAGAAACAAUUGCAAAUGCAUAUCAUAUGAAUUCUGCUGCUUGUAAUGCAACAAAACAAACACGCGAUGUGAUAGGAGACGGACGCGGACACACCCGGGUACACCCGUGACGUGUUAGCGUAGCAAAGAAAAGAAAAAAAAAAACAAAAAUAAAUACACACAUAUUUUGCUAUACUGCAUUUAUCUUUCCUUCCUUCCCGCGCGCGCCGGGACGCUAAACGCGCCCCCGGUUAAAUCCCCGGUUGAAAUAUAUUAUAAAUAUAAGGCUAGCGCGUACCCCAGAGGCAAAUGAUGCAAACCUCCUACACAAACCACACACACAGGCAGACACAAAGAUACGCUCUUUAAUGCAAAAAAACACAUGUCCCCCCCUUGAUCGACUUAAUAAUCAAUUUUGAAAUUUCGCUUCUUAAGCACCUGAGACAGAGAGAACGGAAAUGAAAGUUAUGACACAAAGUCCUCCACCCUCACAAAUACACAGAGAAAGUACAUACAAACAAAAAAAAUUCCCACUGACACACUGAAUCAAUUAACAGUACAGGAUAGUUAUAAAGAACCGGAGAAGAGAAGCGACAAGAAAAUACUGAAAAAGACCGUUAUAAACAAAAAUCAAUCCACUUCCGGCAGGGUUGCUGUAGUGGGUGGGUGGCGGCCAACCCCGGUUGACUAUGUGAAAGCCAUACCGUAAAGAGUGGAAUGGAAGGAAGCGGAGAAGAUGGCAAGAAAAAUGCUAAAUAAAGUAAAACUAUUAAACGAAAGUGAAA